CACACAACACAACUCCUGAGAAUCACUGAAUCAUUCUGUCAAGCAUCCUGUUCGCGUUCAUGUGGUAACCGGUAACUGAAGUGAAAGGCUAUACUCCGUCCCCCUUUCUGGCUUUCUCCUUUGCAUCUUCUCGCCUGGAUUUUUGGAGGGAGCGCGCGAAACAGGAACUCUGCUGAAUCUGAUGUUUUGACCUUGAUCUGAAUUCCCAUUUCCCAUCGUCUUUCUCUUGUAGAUUGGAUAAUGCGUAUACUAACAAGACAACUCUAUACAUAUUUGUACAGAAGAAAUAUUGGACAUCCACAUUCCCGCAAAUUCUCAUCAUUCAAUGGGAGAGAUGAGCUAUCGAUGGAGGAGGAAGCUGAAAGAAAAAUAGGAUGGUUUUUUAAACUGUUAUUUGCUGGGACUGCAACAAUGGUUGCUUAUCAGUUUUUUCCUUACAUGGGAGAUAAUUUGUUGCAACAGUCUGUGUCACUCUUGCAAGUGAAGGAUCCCUUGUUUAAAAGAAUGGGAGCAUCUAGAUUAUCCCGUUUUGCAAUUGAUGAUGAAAGAAGGAUGAAAAUAGUGGAGAUGGGUGGAGGUCAAGAUCUUCUAAAUAUGCUGGUGGCUGCCAAAGAUGACCGCACAUGCAAGGAAGCUCUGAAGGCUCUUGUUGCCAUUUCAGCCUCAGAUGAAGCAGCCAGGUCCCUGCACCAAGCUGGAGCAAUCUCAGUUAUUAAGUCUACUCCCGAUUCUGUUGAAGAUGCCGAACUCAUGAGCUACAAGUCCAGUUUACUGAAGAGGUUCCAUGAGUUGAACCUUGGUACAUCUUGAGAUGUAGAGCAAGUGGAGGGAGAUAGGUUUAGUUUUAUGGACAAGUUCUCUGCUAUAUCCAGGAAAAAUCAUCAAACUUAAUGGAGGUCUCCUUAAUUUCAAAGAGUACGGAGUCACUCCGUAUCACUCCCUACCACAUAACCCUCAUCACCCCGAACUCCCUUUCCAACAAGUGAAGACUUUUCUUCUUUUUUUCUUCCUAAAGAGCUAAAAACAAUUUAGUAGUUGCUUUCACUUGUCAGCACUUGAAGCAACAAAAUAGAUCCUUGUACAAUAUCCACUAAAUAGUCCUUAAUUUAUGAAAUGUUGAGCAUGACUAUAGCAUAGAAAA
Messenger RNA from Nelumbo nucifera (sacred lotus), 1141 nucleotides. Its product is annotated as ARM repeat superfamily protein. The record is from RefSeq and is a predicted model, not a curated record. Lineage: Eukaryota; Viridiplantae; Streptophyta; Magnoliopsida; Proteales; Nelumbonaceae.